This is a messenger RNA of Plasmopara halstedii, 516 nucleotides long. Its product is annotated as Predicted RNA-binding protein. Bases 1 to 516 code for a protein of 171 amino acids. Gene Ontology annotation, molecular function: ribosomal large subunit binding; tRNA binding. The record is from RefSeq and is a predicted model, not a curated record. Gene Ontology annotation, cellular component: RQC complex. Lineage: Eukaryota; Oomycota; Peronosporomycetes; Peronosporales; Peronosporaceae. The transcript has 2 exons. Gene Ontology annotation, biological process: ribosome-associated ubiquitin-dependent protein catabolic process; rescue of stalled cytosolic ribosome.
AUGAAGAAAAUGCGCAUGUCUAUCGACGACAUCCAUGCGAUGGUCGGAAGCAUCCGCGCUAAUGUUGUCAACAUGCGUGUGACCAACAUCUACGACAUUCAGGUUGAGAGUGAGAGUGGUGCAGCUAAGACUUAUAUCUUAAAACUGCAUCAACCUCCAUUUCCCAAAGUUUUUCUAUUGCUUGAAUCAGGUGUGCGUUUUCAUACAAGUAAAUACGCUCGUGAUGCUAAAGCCGGGAGUGCACUACCAAGUCAAUUUACGAUGAAACUUCGCAAGCACUUGCGUGGAAAGAGGCUAUCAGCACUCACACAAUUAGAGGGGGAUCGUGUCGUAGAUUUUACAUUUGGUCAAGGCUAUGAAAUCUUUUUUUCAUCUAAUUCAAAAGAAGAGAAGAACGCCUAUUGUCCACUGAGUGAUGCCCAUGAUAAGUGUCAGCUGGCGUCGUACAGCGUGAGCACAUGCGUUGCAUUUCAGCAGAUGAUCUCAUUAACUAUGUUUGGUCCGGGAUCUGUAUAG